AUGGCCAAAGAGUUUGAAGAACUCGCUCUCGAUGGACAUAACUAUCCUACUUGGGCGCUGGAUAUCAAGAUCAGCCUUGCCUCAAAGAACAUUCUGAGUGCAUUGCUACCUCCUGCAGAGAGGACUGAGCCACUGCAUGAUGCCUACAAGUACAACGCAUUGUACAUUCUUAGGCAUCACCUCCAUCCUGAUCUGAAAGCAGAAUACGUGAUGGAAGAAGAGCCAAAUGUACUAUGGUUAUCCCUUAAAGACAGGUACGAGCAACAGAAGGCUGAACCUUCAGAUGCGGAUAAGAUUGAAAAGACACUCCAAACUAUGCUCCCAUCUGAUAGGGCAGAAAAGCACGAUGAGCUUACGAUGAAAAAUCAUAAGCAACGUCGUGUUGGGGCUGCCCCUAUGCCUGAAAUACAUCAUGCUAUGAAAGAUGAGAAGAAAGGAAAUGGCUUCAAAAACCAUUCCAAAUUUUCUGAUAAUUCAAAGAAGCGCAAACGCAACAAGCGUAAGGGUAAGAAAAACACAAAGGCUCCAAGGAAAGACACUACUACUUCCAAGGAUGAGAAGUGUAAGAAGUGUGGAUGCUACAACCAUCCCACCAACAAGUGUCGCACUCCUCGCCACUUAGUGGCUCUGUACCAGCAAGCUCUCAAAGGCAAGGCUGCAGAAGGACAGGAAUACGAAGCUCACUUCGCCACUCCAUCAAACUUGAAGGCUGAUAUUGGAAAUCCAAGCAUGAGUCAAAAGGAACCAUGCACUUCCAACCUUCCACUCCUGACCUACACUGAGCCAAUGGACAUAGACAAUGUCAGCGUCGACUAUAGUUUGGAUGACGCUUUUGGAGACCUCAACUAG
Messenger RNA from Panicum hallii, 849 nucleotides. RefSeq lists its product as uncharacterized. The coding region runs from base 1 to 849 and encodes 282 amino acids. The record is from RefSeq and is a predicted model, not a curated record. The transcript is spliced from 3 exons. Lineage: Eukaryota; Viridiplantae; Streptophyta; Magnoliopsida; Poales; Poaceae.